Umbelopsis ramanniana AG is the source of this 1999-nucleotide messenger RNA. RefSeq lists its product as uncharacterized. Gene Ontology annotation, cellular component: vacuolar membrane. The transcript is spliced from 10 exons. The coding region runs from base 427 to 1857 and encodes 476 amino acids. The record is from RefSeq and is a predicted model, not a curated record. Gene Ontology annotation, biological process: protein localization to vacuole. NCBI's taxonomy places the organism in Eukaryota, Fungi, Mucoromycota, Umbelopsidomycetes, Umbelopsidales, Umbelopsidaceae.
CCGUUGGCUAUUUCCAUAUGGGGAAAUCUCAGCGUCGCUUUAGUUUAAAAGCGACUGGGGAGAACACGGGCGUGCAGUCGACACAUUCCUCAUUCAUGCCUGCCUUAGUUGGAGCCGCUUGGGCUGCCUAUGGCAUUGCCGUUGGUGUAAGUGCCACGAUCUUGUGCUUGUCAACCUGGUCAAAGCUUAACCUGGGUUGUGUACCCUACCUACCAGGCGCUCGUCAUUUUCUGCAUAGGAUUCACCCGCCAUUACCAAGACAAACAUGAAUCAGAACUCUUUGCUACCAUUGUCACCAUUCUAGGUCUCAGCUUGCUCUUUGCAACGCUUGCCUUAGUUCCCGUCGAUAUCUUCCUAGUCUCCUCUACCAUUGAUUAUAGCACCGGUUUGAAAAAAGAGUGGGCUAACCCUGAUACCGUGUACUGGAUGACGUUAACCAUUCAGAUCAUCUAUUACAUCUGCUACGGGUUGAUCGGAGUCUUUACAUUCUUCGUCAUACCCUUCACCUACUUCUACUAUGAAGAAUCGGAUGACGAUACUACACCUGGACAGCGAACUGCAGCUGCCAUGAAAUACACCUCAUUUUUCGUGGUCAUCAGCAUCAUUUUGCUGUUGAUGGGUUUGUUUAUGAGGCAAGCCGAGCACAAGCACCCCCACAUGGAUCUCGACUGGUUUAAGCAUUUGCUAACUGAAAGCAAUGGUGAAAAGGCAAUUUCAUUUGUGCUUGCUUGCUUACUCUUGCUUGGUAUGCUUGUUUUCAUCAGCUAUACAGCUCCCGGACUGUCCAUCCUUCCAUUCAGCAUGAUCAAAGGCCGUCGUCGUUUGGAGACAGAAGAAGUUGAUGUUGAUGAUCGUCUAUCGGAAUGUCGCGACCAACAACGCGCCAUAAAGCUGAAGAGCUCACCUGAGAGCCUAUCAGCAAAGGACCUUCGUCGUUUAGAGAAUCUUGAAGACGAAGAACGUAUUUUGUUGCGCCGACGUCGUGGCAUCGAAGAAGAAGAACACAGUAUUUGGCAACGCAUAUUGAAAGUAGCUCGCCCCUUCGAGUUUGUUAUUGGUUUGGUCCUGAUGGUGUUGACGCUGGUCAUCGUAGCUUCUAUGUUCCUGACCAUUAUCGACAAAAUUGCCAACUCUGUUUGUGGAAGUCGAUGCGGUUACAUUAUCAGCCAUCCAGAUAUAUUCAAUCCAAUCAAUUACAUAUUUGUCAAGCUUUCCAAUUUCUUCCCACUUGACUAUAUUUUCAUGAUCGCCUUAAUAUUAUACUUUUUCCUGGCAACAAUGGCAGGGGUCAUCACUAUAGGUGUGAGAUUCCUUUGGGUUCAGCUGUACAAGAUCCAAAAGCGAGCAACUGCACCACAGGGGUUAAUGUGCUGCACCAUAUUACUUACCCUAAGUUUACUAGCCCUCAAUUAUACAUUGACGGCUAUUGUUGCACCCGGUUAUUCACACUUUGGCUCCCAAGUUUAUUGUAACAGCACAAUGAAUCGGCUUCGAAAUUGCACUGGCAAACCUGAAUUGAUUGUGCCUUGUGACAUCUAUGCACCCAUAGAUAUCUGCACACCUACUAUUAUCUCUACGCUCAUCGAUCGUAUAGUAGUGAACACGCCUUUUUUUGGCAUGUUCUAUUACUAUUCUCAAUGGGCGUUUUUGACCAUUUUCGUCCUUGGCUUCAUUGCCGCAUUGUUCCGUAGCCUAAGAAAUAAUGUAGAUGCCGAAACCGAUGAUGCCAUAAACGCCGAUGAAGAGCAAGCGUUAUUGGAUGAAGCUAGGCGUCGACAGCAGUUUCAUUAUGGAUCAGGCCAGAAUCCUAAUCCUGUGCUUGCUUCCACUGCACCCACAUCUCCGCCUUCGACAUAAUAAUUCGCUAUAUAUAUAUAUAUGCAAAUUUUCACAUAGCUCUGGCUGCCUCAUUUUAUGUGGAUCCUUGAAACAGCCAGCCAGCCUGAUAUGCUCUAUGUUGUUAAAAAGAAAUAAAAAAAAGAGAUCUUUUUUAUCUUUC